Messenger RNA from Carya illinoinensis, 1244 nucleotides. RefSeq names its product peroxidase 40-like. The coding region runs from base 56 to 1123 and encodes 355 amino acids. The record is from RefSeq and is a predicted model, not a curated record. Gene Ontology annotation, molecular function: heme binding; peroxidase activity. Lineage: Eukaryota; Viridiplantae; Streptophyta; Magnoliopsida; Fagales; Juglandaceae. Gene Ontology annotation, biological process: hydrogen peroxide catabolic process; response to oxidative stress. The transcript has 5 exons.
UUUGAUCUCAUAUACUAAAACAUGCAUGGCUUGGAGUUGCUUGAUGAAAUGACAGAUGAUCAGUGAUUACAUGACAUUGCUGCAUACAGAUCAAAUUGUCGAUCCCAUGAGUUUAUGCAGCAUGUCCCAGCUGCAGGUUCACAGCCCGGCCGUGAUUCUUAAGCUUGCAACUGCAUUUGGAAGCACGCCGAACGACACCUUGAACGAAGCAUGCGGUGGAGUGUCUUUAGGUUUUGGCAUAUUCCAAGACAUCUGCCCAGAGGCCGAGGCCAUUAUCUUCUCCUGGGUCGAAAAGGCAGUCUCCAACGACCCAAGAAUGGCGGCCUCACUGCUUCGUCUCCAUUUCCAUGACUGUUUUGUCAAUGGGUGUGAUGCUUCGAUUUUGCUAGAUGACACAGAGAACUUCGUUGGAGAAAAAACUGCAGGUCCUAACUUGAAUUCUCUUAGGGGGUUUGAAGUAAUAGACGCCAUUAAGUCUGAACUUGAAUCUGUAUGUCCUCAAACCAUUUCUUGUGCUGACAUUUUAGCAACUGUUGCCAGAGACUCUGUUGUUCUGUCUGGCGGACCCGCUUGGGAAGUCCAAAUGGGAAGGCGGGACAGCUUGAGUGCAAGCAAAGAAGCAGCAAACAACAACAUCCCAGGCCCAAACUCCACUGUUUCAACCCUUGUGGCCACGUUCCAGAACGUUGGCCUUUCGCUCAAUGACAUGGUUGCCCUCUCCGGUGCGCACACAAUUGGCAAAGCCCGAUGCUCAACAUUCAGCACUCGACUGCAAGGAACCAACCAAAAUGGCGCUGAUAUUAACCUUGAUUUCGCUGCCUCACUCCAACAGCUAUGCUCAGGAUCAGACAGUAGUACGACAUUAGCACAUCUUGACCUGGUGACCCCGGCAACAUUCGACAACCAGUACUACGUUAAUCUUCUAUCUGGAGAGGGAUUGCUUCCAUCAGACCAGGUUCUUGUUAGUGGCAAUGAGCAAACCCGCAAAAUAGUCGAAACCUACGCAGAGGAUCCAUUUGUAUUCUUUGAGGACUUCAAACUUUCUAUGUUGAAAAUGGGAAGAUUGGGGGAACUAACAGGGUCAAAUGGUGAGAUUCGAAGGAACUGUCGAAGUAUUAAUUAAUUUAGCCUAUUGAAGAAGCUAGCCUCAUAUAGAGGAGUCAUGGCAUAUCCAUGCUAUAUGCAAUAGGAUGCUUAAUAUAGUUAUUUACGAAAAUAUUAAUGAAAAAUAUAAAUAGUAAUUA